Peromyscus leucopus (white-footed mouse) is the source of this 2369-nucleotide messenger RNA. It is a transcript of the gene Lca5, whose product is annotated as lebercilin LCA5. The record is from RefSeq and is a predicted model, not a curated record. Gene Ontology annotation, biological process: intraciliary transport. Lineage: Eukaryota; Metazoa; Chordata; Mammalia; Rodentia; Cricetidae. Gene Ontology annotation, cellular component: axoneme.
GUACUCCUCGCCUCGGGCCGUAGCUGUCGGUCGGGCUCGGGGCUCGGGCCGGUGAUCUAGGCAGGAGCGGGAGGCGUCCACUUGGAGGAGAAGAAAGUGUAUCUUGUGCUGACUGAUGUGGACUACAGACACAUUGUGAAGAAAACAAACUGCACAUAAAUAAAUAUUACCACGAUACCAAGACUACAGAAAUACUCCUCAGUAUUUUCAUGAGUCUGUAAACUAUGUGACUAGGGGCCCCUUUUCCAAAGGAUGGGGGAAAGAGCCGGAAGUCCAGACCCCGAUCAGGAGAGAAAGGCGGGCAAGCACCACUAUUCUCACUACUCGUCUGACUUUGGGUCCUCACCACAGUCUUCUGACCGUUCGUCACCCAUCCAUUUGCUUUCGUGUCCAACUACGAAGGAGAAGAAUCCCAAAAGACAGUUGUCAGAGAGCCAGGUACAUCACCAAGUCCUUAGGAAAGUUAGCCCUAAGGCUGUACCCAGCAAAAAGGGAGCCCGAGUCGGAUUUCGGUCCCAAAGCCUCAAUAGAGAGCCGCUUCGGAAAGAUCCUGACAUCGUUACAAAGCGAGUUCUUUCGGCAAGGCUUCUGAAAAUCAACGAGCUGCAGAACGAAGUGUCUGAACUGCAGGUCAAGUUAGCCCAGCUGCUCAAAGAAAACAAGGCCUUGAAAAGUCUCCAGUUUCGUCAGGAGAAAGCGCUGAAUAAGUUUGAAGACGCAGAGAGUGAAAUCUCGCAACUUAUACUGCGUCAUAACAAUGAGAUUACUGCACUCAAAGAACGCUUAAAGAAAUCUCAGGAGAAGGAGCGAGCCACAGAGAAGAGGGUGAAGGAUACGGAAGGGGAACUCUACAGGACCAAGUUUUCCUUGCAGAAACUGAAAAAGAUCUCUGAGGCUAGACACCUCCCAGAACGAGAUGAUCUGGCCAAGAAACUGGUUACGGCAGAGUUAAAAUUAGACGACACCGAGAGAAAAAUUAAGGAGCUAUCAAAAAACCUCGAGCUAAGCACUAACAGUUUCCCGCAGUUGCUUGCUGAGCGGAAAAGGGCAUUUGAGGCUAUGAUGAAACAAGUUCUUCAAAAGGAGCUGCAGCGGCUCUAUCACAAGUUAAAGGAAAAGGAGAGAGAAUUGGAUAUAAAAAACAUAUACGCUAAUCGUCUGCCCAAGUCCUCUCCAAAGAAAGAAAAGAAGAUUGCAAGAAAGCACGUAUCAUGCCAGAGUGACUUUACAGACCUGUGUACAAAGGGAGUACAGACUGAAGACUUGGAGCUGGAAGAGUUUCCCAUCACACCACAGACAGUUCUGUGUUACGAAAACAAAUGGAAUGAAACAGAGUAUCUUUCUUCGUACUGGAGUACCACGAGCAAAGCGAGCGUGAGCAGAGAUUCUACAUCCAGCUUUGGAAAAGAAGAACCGGCAGUGAAGAUCGGAGGAGGCUCUGGCAAGCAGGAGGCUUCGGGGAAGCCUGAGAGGGAACGAGAAAGAGAAGAACUUGAUAAAGUGAAGAGUCAGUCAUCUUUGCUAGGAAGAGCAGAGAAGCCAGCACUGGACACCGGAAGGUUCCAGAUGGAAACGUCUCAAACUCAGAAUGCUGAUAAACUCGAAGACGAGGCAGAAAGACUAAAGACAGAAAUGCUUCUUGCCAAACUGGACGAAAUCAACCAAGAACUCCAGGAUCCGCAGAACCUCAACCGGCCCCCUUUGCCCUUGCUCCCCAACUUUGAAUCAAAACUGCUUUCUCCAGACAGAAGCCCCAAAUCAUACACAUUCUCCGAGUCUUCAGACAGAAUAAACGGACAUCAUUUGUCAGACAUGAGUUUUUUUUAAGUCCCAGAGGAGAAAGGCCGGAGCCCAGGACCAAUUCGAAGCCCGGGCCCUCCAGAUGAGUUUGCAUUUGGUAGCAACGUGCCUUCGUUUGCGAAAAUGUCAGGGAAGUCCAAUCCACUUAGCCAAAAAAGUAGCCUUUUAGAUUUCCAGAACAACAGUUUUGGAAAGCCGAGGAAGGACAAUGUAGAUUUCAUUUUGAGGAAGGAGAAGAAGGCGAACCUGAUGGAGGAAGCUGUUCGGUAUCCAGUGCCGGCGCCGGCGCCACCAGCCGUCUCCUCCAAGAGCGGUGGUGACCCGAACUUUCUGGCUGCCGGCAGAGGAGACUUGGACCCUCUUCAUUUCCCCUCUGGGGAUAAAAGCAGCAGAGUCCGGGAGCCUGAUGGUGAAGAUGAAGACUUUUUCCACAGCGAGGAAGAAAGUUUUUAAUCCAACAUGCGCCGGCCGAAACACACAAGCAAUAAGCCAACAGUCAAAGCUGCUGACCCUGUUGAUGAGGACAUUGAAGAGGUCACACUCCGAUGACUGACAGGAGCCCGCAGUAU